Purpureocillium lilacinum is the source of this 1683-nucleotide messenger RNA. RefSeq lists its product as uncharacterized. Gene Ontology annotation, cellular component: plasma membrane; clathrin vesicle coat; endosome. Gene Ontology annotation, molecular function: clathrin binding; phospholipid binding. Gene Ontology annotation, biological process: actin filament organization; endocytosis. NCBI's taxonomy places the organism in Eukaryota, Fungi, Ascomycota, Sordariomycetes, Hypocreales, Ophiocordycipitaceae. The record is from RefSeq and is a predicted model, not a curated record.
AUGUCGAAGGUAAUGCGAAGCGUCAAAAAUGUUACCAAGGGGUACUCAGCGGUGCAGGUGAAGGUUCGGGAAGCCACCAGCAACGAUAACUGGGGUCCCACGGGGAGCCAGAUGGCCGAGAUUGCAGCUGCCACAUUUAACACAUCCACGGAACUGUGGGAUCUUCUUGAAGUAAUCGACAAACGUUUGAACGACAAGGGCAAGAACUGGCGUCACGUCCUCAAGUCCCUCAAAGUUCUGGACUAUUGUCUCCACGAGGGAUCCGAGCUUGUGGUUACUUGGGCGCGCCAGAACAUAUACCUCAUCAAGACGCUCCGCGAGUUCCAGUACAUCGAGGAGGACGGUCGCGACGUUGGCCAGAACGUUCGAGUCGCAGCCAAGGAACUCACCUCAUUGAUUCUCGACGAGGAACGCCUGCGGGCUGAGCGGGGUGAUCGGAAGUCUUGGAAGUCUCGUGUGACGGGAUUAGACGAGUUCGGGCCACAGUCUUCGGAACCUUCCCAGCCGCGACAGCGAAACCGCGAGAGGCGACCGGCGAACGACGAAGAGGACGCCGAGUACCGUCUGGCACUCGAGGCUAGCAAGUUCCAGGAGGAGGAGGACAGAAGAAAGAGAGAGGGUCGACACAGCAACGAGGAUGACGACGAUGAUUUGGCCAAGGCCAUCAAACUGAGCAAGGAAGAGGAAGAACGACGACGUCGAGAGCUCGAGGAGAGUAACGCAAACUCGCUGUUCGACGACGAGCCCGCACAAAGCGCUACUCAAGCGCAGUAUACAGGCUUCAACCAGGGGUACCAGCAAGGCAACCCUGUCGACUUUUUCGCCAACCCCAUCGACCAAAGCCAGAUGCAAACGCAGCCUACGGGCUAUAUGCCGAAUGCGUACACCGGCUUCCAGCAGAACCAACCGACCGGAUUCCAACCCAAUUACAACAACGCCUUUGGUAUGCAGCCAGGCAUAGGCGUGGACCCUUACGGACAACAACAGCAAAAUUUGGGGGCAUUCCAGCCUCAACCGACAGGAUUUAAUCCUUAUGCCCAGCAACAGCAAGCACAGGCACAGCAAUCACAACUCCAGUCACCCUCACCUUCCGAGCCUACCCUCCACCCAGGUAGCAAUAACCCCUGGGCGACAAAGAGCCAGCCGCAGUCUCUUGCCCCAACACCGACCGGAUCCAACAACCCUUUUGCACAGUUCAACCGUCCGCAGUCGGCCCGGCCCGCGACAUCGUCGCUCAGUCCUCUGCCGGAGCAGAAGUCACUGUCAACGUUCAACCAACCGCAACAGCCGCUCCUCCAGCAGCAGCAGCAGCCGUCGUUUAAUAACCCGCAGCCGUCGUUCAACAACCCGCAGAAGAACAUGAACGAAUACGAAACGAAGCUCAACUCCCUGCUUGCAACUGGAGACGGCAUGGACACAUACGGUAACACUGGCGACCUGCGAAUUCCGGCUCAACACACGGCACCUGGUACGUUUGCCAAUAGUGCUGGCUCCGGCGUCCAGAGGCUCAACGCGGACGCCACGGGAACCAACCCGUUCAUGCGUCAGCAGUUUACUGGCAUGCCGAGCAUAAGUUACGGUAACCAGGCGACAGGGCCCGCGGGCCUCAACGGGAACGGUAACCCGUUUGGAGCUCAGCGGCCGCAGCAGCAGACGCAGAAUCAAGACCUGAUUCAGUUUUGA